UUGUCACCAAGUUUGCCAUUGGAAGGAGAGGAGUAAUAGUAGAAUGAAAAGACCAUAUUGAGUGAAGGUUUUAUAACUGUUUGAGGGACUUUAUCAGGGUUGCUGGUUUACAGAAAAGGAGCCACUAGAGUGGAUGAAAAGGAAGCAAUAAUGGAGAAAAGGCUGUAAUAAAUUAAGGAAGUGAAGUCAUAGACCUAGUAGAAGGGCCAUGGCGGUCAGUUGAAUUUAAGUCUUUAAGGAGCUUGAAUAACGUACAUAAAUCAAUUAGAACUGUUAUGACCCUCAGCCUACUACCUAUGACUUGAUUUUUGGUACAAACUCUCUUUCAGGCAGGCUCAUUGUCAUUUAUCAUGGGCUGCACCCCUAAUGCUUCACACUCUCCAGUCUUCUUGCUCCUUGGGUUCUCAAGAGCUAGAAUCUCCCCAAAUCUCCUUUUUCUCCUGUUCCUGGCUAUUUACCUAGCCACCAUAAUGGGGAACGUGACUCUAGUGCUGCUAAUCUCCCGGGACUCCAGGCUCCACUCACCUAUGUAUUAUCUGCUCCGUGGUCUCUCUGUGAUUGACAUGGGGCUGUCCACAGUCACCCUGCCCCAGUUGCUGGUCCAUCUGGUGUCUAAUUACCCAGCCAUUCCUGCUGCCCGCUGCUUGGCCCAGUUCUUUUUCUUCUAUGCAUUUGGAGUUACAGAUACACUUGUUAUUUCUGUCAUGGCUCUGGAUCGCUAUGUGGCCAUCUGUGACCCCCUGCACUACCAUUCAGUGAUGAAUCGUCGACUCUGUGCCCGCUUACUGGCCUUGAGCUGGAUGGUGUCCAUAGUGCACACCAUGCUGCAUGUAGGACUUCUCUUGCCUCUAUACUGGGCUGGGGAUGCCAAGGGCAACGUUAACCUUCCCCACUUCUUUUGUGACCACCAACCACUUCUGCGAGCCUCUUGCUCUGACAUACAUUCCAAUGAGCUGGCCAUAUUUUUGGAGGGUGGCUUCCUCAUGCUAGGUCCCUGUGCCCUUAUUGUACUCUCCUAUGUUCGCAUUGGGGCCACCAUCCUGCGUUUGCCUUCAGCUGCUGGUCGCCACCGUGCAGUCUCUACUUGUGGAUCCCACCUCACCAUGGUUGGCUUCCUCUAUGGCACCAUUAUUUGGGUCUACUUCCAGCCUUCUUCCCAGAACUCUCAGGAACAAGACAUGGUGGCUUCUGUGAUGUACACUGCCAUUACACCUUUGGCCAACCCUUUUGUGUACAGCCUCCGCAACAAGGAUGUCAAGAGUGCACUUCACAGGCUGCUUGGAUGGGGAAAAGUGAUUAGCCUGCCUAAGAGCCAUUUUGGUUAGCUGAGGAAAGAAGUGGGAAGAUUUAAGCAUGGCCAGUUUUGGAAAGAUGAGGGACGGAUGGCCUGGACAACUUAUGGAACCCCAGAUUCAGCUCUUGUUAAUGUGGUGCUCUGACAGAGCUGUGAACAUUCCACAUUCAUUCCACAUGUGCUCAGGGCUUCCUCAUCAGCAUGCCUCAGGAACCCCUUCCUCAGACCAUUUAUCUUCAGUUAUCAAAGUAGAUAUAAAUGAGUCACUAGGGCUAGAAUAUGUAACCCCACAGUUUUGAAGAAAUAUGAGAAUAUACUAUGAAAUCUUAACUAAAUCAGAGACAGUGAAGUUAAUUAUGACCAUGUUUAACUUGGUGUGCUUGCUUGUGGGAAGUGUGUGUAUCAGAAAGUUAGGGAAAGGGAACAAUUUAGGCAAAUAGGGACGGCAAUUUUACACCUGUUCCAUUCAGUGAGCAAAUAUAUGCCCAGAAGUGAGUGUGAAAUGGGGGCCAUGAUUCUACCAUUCCAUAUCUUAGCCUCAGUUUCCAUGAGCCUGCCGUCGUGUGAUCAUCUUAUUCUGAUGUGUAUGAUUUCUAUUUUUUAUAUUUUAAAUUAAUUUUAUUUAUAUU
Molecule: messenger RNA, 1923 nt
Organism: Acinonyx jubatus (cheetah)
Lineage: Eukaryota; Metazoa; Chordata; Mammalia; Carnivora; Felidae
Product: olfactory receptor 1B1
Exons: 1
Coding region: 351-1325 (324 amino acids)
Biological process (GO): G protein-coupled receptor signaling pathway
Cellular component (GO): membrane
Molecular function (GO): G protein-coupled receptor activity; olfactory receptor activity
Source: RefSeq, a predicted model, not a curated record